AUUUACCAGAGAUGCUGGUUAGUAUUCAAAAAAGCUUCAAGCAAAGGGCCAAAGAGGCUGGAGAAAUUCUCAGAUGAACGAGCUGCUUACUUCAGAUGCUAUCACAAGGUCACAGAGCUCAAUAAUGUGAAGAACAUAUUGCGAAUGCCAAAAAGCACAAAGAAACAUGCUGUUGGGAUUUAUUUUAAUGAUGACACAUCAAAAACCUUUACUUGUGAGUCAGAACUUGAGGCAGAUGAAUGGUGCAAGGUGCUGCAGAUGGAGUGUCUUGGAACACGAAUUAAUGACAUUAGCCUUGGAGAGCCCGACUUGUUGGCAUCUGGAGUAGAGAGGGAGCAGAGUGAGAGAUUCAAUGUGUAUUUGAUGCCAUCCCCUAAUUUAGAUGUGCAUGGGGAAUGUACCUUGCAGAUAACAUUUGAGAACAUCUGUCUUUGGGACAUCCAGAAUCCCAGAGUAAAACUAAUUUCUUGGCCGUUAAGUGCCCUCCGGCGCUAUGGGCGGGACCCCUCGUGGUUCACGUUUGAAGCAGGGAGGAUGUGUGACACAGGAGAAGGACUAUUCAUCUUUCAGACCAGAGAUGGGGAAGCAAUCUAUCAGAAGGUCCACUCGGCUGCUUUGGCCAUAGCAGAACAACACGAGCGCUUGUUGCAGAGUGUGAAAAACUCAAUGGUACAGCUGCUUGCUAUGUUUGUUAUUGCACACUGGGCACUGGAAUGUGUUUCUGGAAUGUGA
This is a messenger RNA of Merops nubicus (carmine bee-eater), 732 nucleotides long. It is a transcript of the gene DOK5, whose product is annotated as docking protein 5. The record is from RefSeq and is a predicted model, not a curated record. NCBI's taxonomy places the organism in Eukaryota, Metazoa, Chordata, Aves, Coraciiformes, Meropidae. Gene Ontology annotation, cellular component: cytoplasm. Gene Ontology annotation, biological process: cell surface receptor protein tyrosine kinase signaling pathway; positive regulation of MAPK cascade. The transcript has 5 exons. The annotation marks the transcript as partial.